Messenger RNA from Homo sapiens (human), 493 nucleotides. RefSeq names its product H2A clustered histone 11 (gene H2AC11). The transcript has a single exon. Gene Ontology annotation, molecular function: structural constituent of chromatin; protein heterodimerization activity; DNA binding. Gene Ontology annotation, cellular component: nucleus; nucleosome; nucleoplasm. Bases 30 to 422 code for a protein of 130 amino acids. NCBI's taxonomy places the organism in Eukaryota, Metazoa, Chordata, Mammalia, Primates, Hominidae. The record is from RefSeq and is marked reviewed.
GUGGUUGCUCGUAGUGAGUUGCGCUCGCUAUGUCUGGACGUGGCAAGCAGGGAGGCAAAGCCCGCGCUAAGGCCAAGACUCGCUCUUCUAGGGCCGGUCUCCAGUUCCCCGUGGGCCGAGUGCACCGCCUGCUCCGCAAAGGCAACUAUGCCGAGCGGGUCGGGGCCGGCGCGCCGGUGUAUCUGGCAGCGGUGCUGGAGUACCUGACCGCCGAGAUCCUGGAACUGGCGGGCAACGCGGCCCGCGACAACAAGAAGACCCGCAUCAUCCCGCGUCAUCUCCAACUGGCCAUCCGCAACGACGAGGAGCUCAACAAGCUGCUGGGCAAAGUCACCAUCGCACAGGGCGGUGUCCUGCCCAACAUUCAGGCCGUGCUACUGCCCAAAAAGACUGAGAGCCACCACAAGGCGAAGGGCAAGUAACUAUCUGUACUAGUUUGUGGCAGCUCAAGUAAAAUCGAGUCCAAACCAACGGCUCUUUUCAGGGCCACCCA